AUGGUGAUGAGGUUGCAUGGCUUGGUUCUUCAAAUGGGGAAUUCACUAUGUGAAGUGCUUACAGUGUGGUUCGAGGUCAUGGGAGUACACAUGCUCACAGCCGUGGAUGCAUUUUGGUGUUGGAGGAAUAGAGUAGUGUUUUGUAAUGAGGAGGGAGAUAUAUCUCAGUUGAUCUUUCAGAUUAAAGGGAAAACUAAUGAAAUUUGCCACGUGGGGUUUAGUGGCUAUUCACGUGACAUGUUUGACGCAUCAAUGCAACAAUGUGUAAUUCGUUGGUCUCCUCCACUAAAGGACUCAUGCAAGCUUAACUGUGAUGGAGCUGUUAGUAACGGGAUUGCUUCGUGUGGUGGUGUUGCACGGGACCAUAAUGGACAAUUUAUCAUGGCUUUUUCGGGUGAUUUGGGUAGCUGCUCAGUGGUUCAAGCAGAGCUUUGGACUAUCUAUUAUGGGAUUAAACUGCUACGGGAAAUGAGUUGGAAUGGAACCAUUUGGGUGAAGACUAAUUCUGCUUUGGCAGUAAAGUUUUUAAAUGAAGGAUGUAAUCGUACUCAUGCUAGCUAUUCUUUGGUGAACAAGAUAGUUCACAUUGUUGGUGAUAACCAUGAGGUAUCUUGCUCUCAUAUCUUUUGA
Messenger RNA from Abrus precatorius (Indian licorice), 630 nucleotides. RefSeq lists its product as uncharacterized. Gene Ontology annotation, molecular function: RNA-DNA hybrid ribonuclease activity; nucleic acid binding. The transcript has 2 exons. The record is from RefSeq and is a predicted model, not a curated record. The coding region runs from base 1 to 630 and encodes 209 amino acids. Lineage: Eukaryota; Viridiplantae; Streptophyta; Magnoliopsida; Fabales; Fabaceae.